This is a messenger RNA of Liolophura sinensis, 1296 nucleotides long. RefSeq lists its product as uncharacterized. NCBI's taxonomy places the organism in Eukaryota, Metazoa, Mollusca, Polyplacophora, Chitonida, Chitonidae. The transcript has 4 exons. The record is from RefSeq and is a predicted model, not a curated record. The coding region runs from base 111 to 1160 and encodes 349 amino acids.
AGAUUGAAAGAGCAGAUGAGCCCUUGUAAGUGCUACUGUUGCUGCCCACGAAGUGCCACCAGCGUCCUGUGCAGUUUGCUACUCUUCCUUCGUUGCUUCUUAAGCUCAGAAUGGCACCAUUGAUCCAGGCGAGUGCUCCCGAAUCCCAGUCAGAGCAUAAGCUUCACCUUUCACUGUAUCAAAUAACGGCAUGUGUGGCUGGGGCAGCGAUAAUCCUAUCCCUCGCCAUUGUCCUCAUCUCCUGUAUGCACAAACGAAGGACUAUGGACAAAAAGAGACGCCAGAAGUUGGUGGAGAGCUUGAGGAGUGGUGGCGACUCGGCAUCUGAGUCGAGUGCAGCAGCAUCAACGACUGGUUGUGAGCCGGACGGAGGAGAGCCAGAGGAUAUCAAGGAGCUCUUCUACUUCUACUGGCGCCAAGGUACGGACAUUGCUGCCAGUCGACAAGCUUUCUCGGUGGAGUUGAACACUCGAGUGGACGAGCGAAUGGAAGAGGAGAGGAAGAGACCAAGACGACAGACCGUGAGUGGGGACUGUGUCGGUAGGAAGAUGCAGGACAAGGGGGUGUUAUCAUUCAACCGUGCACCUUUGCUGGAUGAACUUUGUCAACAAAGGCGGUGCUCGGAUAACGAUGCCGGGCGGGUUGGCACCCCGUGCAAUCGGCGUCCCACGGUACAGCAUCGCCAUCACAGGUGUGUGCACUAUAGGCGAGGUAUCUCAGACAUGGGACCAUCCCCAGAAAGUGAUGAAUUCAAAACAGAAACAGCCGCUGUCUCUGAGGACGAGGACUCGGCCAAGCAUGAAAGAAGGCAUCACCUUGGCAACCCCGAAGAAGUUGACAACAAUGGUUCGGAGGGUGCUGAUCACAGAGGGACUGAUGUUUCUGCCAAUGAACACAACGUUGAUGCGGACGAACCAGAUCAAGAGAUGGCGAUGCCAUUGGUCUCCCCUUUGGGAUCGGAAACUAGCGACGAUCUGGACUUAGCACGCUACAUAAUAAACUCAAAUGAAAGACGCAGGAUGCAUCGUCUGAACUCCUGUCCUGAGCCCGAGACGAAUUCCACUAUAGGUGCCAGGACAUGGUCGUUCUCUUCACUGCUGUGGACCUGGGAUUUCAAGAAAUCAUCAGUUGUGCAUGACAUAGAAUUCCCUAAUGUUUAGACAAUUCACGAUGGAGAAUGAAAGAGUAUUCACCGAUAACUAUACGGGGAUGAUUUGGAAUAGCAAAGAAUUCACCAGCAUCAAGUGUGAUGAUCGGGAAUGACAACUAAUUAACCAAUAUCAAGGGUGAUGAUCG